AUGGCGGCGGGGCGGAACGCGGCGCUGAGGGGCGGAGGCAGCGGCGGGGCCCCAUUGUCGGCGCACGGCGGGGCCGCACUCCCCGGCCGCGGCCAUGGUGCCCGGGGCCCGAGCGCUGCGGGCGGUGGGGCUGCUCCGCCCGCCCGGGGCCGCUCCCCGCACCGGGGCCGCUCCCCGCACCGGGUGGUCGAUGUCGUGGCAGGCCCUGAUGCCUACCGUGACCUUCCUCGGCUGCUGGCAGUGGCAGAGUCUGGCCAGCAAGCUGCCAAUGUCCUGUUGUCCCUAGAUGAGACCUAUGCUGACAUUCUGCCUGUCCAGACUAGUGCAGGUGGCACGACAGCAUUUGUGUCCAUCAUGCGGGGCUGUGACAACAUGUGCAGUUACUGCAUCGUGCCCUUCACCCGAGGCCGGGAAAGGAGCCGCCCCAUUGCCUCCAUCCUGCAGGAAGUGAAGAUGCUCUCGGAUCAGGGAGUGAAAGAAGUGACCCUCUUGGGUCAGAAUGUCAACAGCUUUCGAGACCUGUCUGAGGUGCAGUUUCAGUCAGUGGCUGCCCCUGGCCUCAGCCGUGGCUUUAGCACAGUCUACAAAGCCAAACCGGGAGGUUUGCGCUUCUCACACCUGCUGGACCAGGUCUCUAGGAUUGAUCCAGAAAUGAGGAUCCGUUUCACCUCCCCACACCCCAAGGAUUUUCCUGAUGAGGUCCUGCAGCUCAUCCAGGAGCGACACAACAUCUGCAAACAGCUGCACCUCCCAGCCCAGAGUGGGAGCACACGAGUCCUGGAGGCCAUGCGGCGAGGAUACACAAGAGAAGCAUAUUUAGAGCUCGUACACCACGUGCGUGACUCUAUUCCAGGAGUGAGCCUGAGCAGUGAUUUCAUCGCUGGGUUCUGUGGAGAGACGGAGGAGGAUCACCUGCAGACUGUGUCCUUGCUGCGAGAAGUCCGCUACAAUGUUGGCUUCCUGUUUGCCUACAGCAUGAGACAGAAGACGCGGGCGCAUCACCGGCUGCAGGACGAUGUCCCCACAGAUGUGAAGAAGCGGCGGCUGGAGCAGCUCAUUGCCACCUUCAGGGAGGAGGCUGCAAGGGCCAACGCAGCACUGGUGGGACAGGCCCAGCUGGUGCUGGUGGAAGGGCCCAGCAAACGCUCUGCCUCGGAGCUGUGUGGGAGGAACGACGGCAACAUCAAGGUGAUCUUCCCCGACGCCGAGCUGGAGGAUGCUGCCGAGCACGGGGCUCCAGGCAGAGCCCAGCCUGGGGACUAUGUGAUGGUGAAGGUAACCUCUGCCAGCUCGCAGACCCUGCGGGGAGUUCCGCUCUGCCGGACCUCCCUGUCCCGUGCUGCUGCUUCUCACUGAGGGAUCCCUGCUGCCCCUGGAUGGAAGCAGCACAUGUUCUCCAUGAAGAAACAAGGAAGUGUGGUCAGGUGGAGAGAUACGGUAGAACCAGGGAGAUAUAUAUGUGUAUUGAAAUUUAUUUAUGAAGUAAUAAAAUACAUAUAUAUUUCUG
This is a messenger RNA of Pyrgilauda ruficollis (rufous-necked snowfinch), 1507 nucleotides long. RefSeq names its product CDK5 regulatory subunit associated protein 1 (gene CDK5RAP1). NCBI's taxonomy places the organism in Eukaryota, Metazoa, Chordata, Aves, Passeriformes, Passeridae. Bases 1 to 1356 code for a protein of 451 amino acids. Gene Ontology annotation, molecular function: tRNA-2-methylthio-N(6)-dimethylallyladenosine(37) synthase activity; 4 iron, 4 sulfur cluster binding. Gene Ontology annotation, cellular component: cytosol; mitochondrion. The transcript is spliced from 10 exons. Gene Ontology annotation, biological process: negative regulation of cyclin-dependent protein serine/threonine kinase activity; tRNA modification. The record is from RefSeq and is a predicted model, not a curated record.